Syngnathus typhle (broad-nosed pipefish) is the source of this 4546-nucleotide messenger RNA. Its product is annotated as triadin-like. The transcript is spliced from 3 exons. NCBI's taxonomy places the organism in Eukaryota, Metazoa, Chordata, Actinopteri, Syngnathiformes, Syngnathidae. The record is from RefSeq and is a predicted model, not a curated record. The coding region runs from base 963 to 3617 and encodes 884 amino acids.
UAUGUUUUAUAAGUGUUACUGCUAUAUUUCGUUUCUUUUCAUUUUCUGUGUAUUUUCAUUAUUAUUACCGUUGAGUGCCACCAGAGGGCGCUAUAGUGUAAGUGAGCUUUGUAAGAAGAAGUAGAGGUUAAUUUCCUCGGAAGAAGCGAUCUCUCGAGAGAUCGAAAGAUGCGUGACUGAAGCGUGGUCACAAAGCUAAGUUGUUAAGAAAGAUAAGAAACAAUAAGAAGAAGAAGACGACUGAAACUAAUUCCUCUCUCGGUACUCAGCCAACGAGUUUUCACGGUGUGUUUAUGAGUCUGAACAAGCUGGAUUCAAUAAAUUCAUCAGUUGAGAAAGCCACUUGUGUCUGUUGGUACCUGGAGGAGUUACAGUGAAAACUCGACUGAUCUGCGCGAGUGGAGGCGAGGCGGCAUGAUCAGAUGAGCAGCAGUCUUGCCACAGCGUGAUCGGCACGUGCACGGAGCGGGCGCGCGCACGAGACCAAAGCGGGAUUUGAAGACCAACACUUUAAGAUAAGGCCAUAAGAAAUGCGGACAUUCAUAAGUUAAGAGUUUGUCUGAAAAAAGGAAAACAAAACGCAAGUUUAAGGUUGAUUAAUCAAACUGUGAUUUAAAGUAACGUUUUGCUAUUCCUAAUUUUGUUUAUUAAGCCACAUUGUAAGGUCUAAAGCACUUAAGUUUAAGCAUCAGUAGGCUACAUUUGUUUUACACUGGCCUAUUUGUGCCAAGAAUGAGAAAUGUGUUUCAUGUGAACAGUUUAAAUGUGAAUAACUCUUAUUUGAAUACGUUUUUGGUAUAUUUAAGUUGAAAGGGUUAAGUUACUUUCACAUUACUGUAUAAAGAUUCAGUAUUACAUUUUUAUUUUAUUCUGCCUUUAUAUUUCAAAUGUCGACUGUCUAGGGGUGACUUUUAGUUUACAUAAACAUUUUUGCUGUUUAGUGACAAGUGACAGACGUUAAAAUGACUGAUCCAAAUACACCAUUAAUUAGUACAGAACCCCAAAGUCAGUCUGAAGAAACCCAAGGUACUGAUCCUAGUGAGCAGCAAGACUCAGUACAACUUAGAAGAAGUCAGAGAGUGAAAACACUCACAGAAAAGGGAAGAGAAAUGCAGGAUGAGAAGAUUAAAGGACUCCAGCAAAGAUUUAACUACAACUACGAAAAGUGGAGAACACAUGCAAAGGCAUCCAAAGUACCCCUCUCUCAACCAGGACCCUCAAAUAAAGACAUUCUUGAAGAUAUAACUGGUGAUAUUAGAGGUCUUUGUGCAGAUGUCACAAAGGUUUAUGAUGAGUUACGCAAGCUCACCCCACCGGAUCAAGAGACACGUCGCAGAGCAGAUCUGUGUGUGGAGAUCUCAGGUUUCCUUGUGAAUAAAGCAACUUGCCGAUUGGAAGGAAGAGAGGAACAAGAUUGGCCGGAAGCAGGCUCCCUCUUUCAAACUACGAGCAGUAAGUCAAGCUCCUUCAACAUAACUAAGAACUCAUCUGAGCAUUCACAUAGAUCCUCUGUAAAACAUCAAGAAGCUGCCGCAGAAGCAGCAGCGAGUCAAGCUGUUCUAAAAAUAUUAGAAGAACAACAAAUGGAACAGCAAGAGAUAGAAAGACUAGAAGUUGAAGUCAGGAAAAGAGCAGUGGAACAAGAAACACUAAUUAGACAAAAGUGCUUAGAAAGAGAGGCUGAAGAAAUUAGAAAGCGCUUAGAAAGAGAGGCUGAAGAAAUUAGCCUAAGAAUGCAGAGAGAAGCAGAUGAAGCAAAGUUUAAGGCUCAACAAGAAGAAGAGUAUGCAGCUCUGCAGAGAACACUUGAUGAAAAGAAAAGAAAGGUACAGCACCUGGAAAAGGUCAAAGAUCUCAAGGCAGCACAAGCAAGGAUGCAGGUUUAUGACCAAAUGAGUGUAGCAGAAGUGCAAAGGGUCGAUGUAACAAAGAUUAAUACAGAAAUUAGAGACGUUGAACAUGUAAGCUUUCCAUCUCUGCUUGAACAAGUCUCACCCCAAGCUGCAGGCACUCCUAAAGGUGAUGGUACAUCAGAUUUAGUUAAAGUGCUAGCAAGUGCACUAAGUACUAGUCGUAUCCCUGUUCCGGAACCUACUGUGUUUUCUGGGGAUCCCUUAAGUUACAGUGACUGGAAACUGUCAUUCCAAACACUGAUAGACCAAAAGAAUAUCCCUAACAAGGAGAAGAUAUUACUUCUCUGGACAACAGUAAAGGACGUCACCCCUUCGAACGUUAUCAAAGCACUUGAAGGAGACUUCUCUGAAAGAGCCCUUGAUGGCAACCCUGUGCCACAUGAAGAACCUGAAGAGGAGAAAGAUAUCAAAAGGUCUCUCAGGAAAAAGACAGCGCACCUGAAACCAACCAGACUCCAAAAAGACCUCAUGAAACCAUCCCAGAAGGUCCAUGAGGAGCCGAAACCCUCUGAGGACCAGGAAAAAAGGAAACCUCCCAAGGAAGUGUUGGAGAUCCCUCAGAAAAAACAAGUUGACGAAUCUUUGGGAGAAGACAAAGUCAUCAAGACACCCCUGAGAAAAGAGAGAAAGUUUCUGAAACCAAGAGAAGACAAAGACAUCCAGAAACCUUCUCAAGAAGAUGAAAGUAAACCUUCUGAGAUGAAAGAGGAGAAGAAACCUCCCAAGGAGGAAAAACCUGAAGAUGUCAUUUCCAGGGAACCUGAGAAGCCUUCCAAGCAAAAACCAAAGGAACCCUCCAAAGACGUUAUGAAACCGUCCAAAAAAGAACCGGAGAAGCUCUCAAAAGUUGUCAAGGUGACCACCAGAGAAGAUACAAUCGACACUUCCAAAGUGGUCAAAGAAGUCAAGAAGACUCCAAAAGAAAAACCUGCACCGAAAGCGGAUGUUUCCAAGAAACCUUUCAGGUUCCUGAGAGUCACCAAAAAGCAAACAGCGCCAGUUCUCAAAAAAGAACACGUCAACGUGACAAAAGAAAAAGUUCCCAAGGUGAAAGCCAAACCAGAACCUUUAGGGAAAGAAAAUGAAGUGAAAAAACCUCAGAAAGAAGUCAAGAAAGAAGACACAGAGGUCAAAGUAACUUCAAAGGAAGUCACAAAGCCGCAGAAACAAGACAAGGAGGUCAAAGUACCUCCUAAGGAAGCCAAGAAACCUCCAAAGAAACUCAAAGAACUUCCAAGCCACGAGAAGGAAGUCAGGAAACCAAAGAAAGAAGAGAAGUCGGUCAAAGAAGUGACUAAGGAUGAGUUGAAAGUAAAAGAGGACAAGGGUGUCCUUAGCAAACCUCCUAAAGAACAAAAGCUUGAAGAAGCUGAAAAACCAACCAGCGAGAAGCUUCCCAGAAAAAUAAGAACCAUCAAAGAAGCGCAAGAGAAACCACCGAAGGAAGGCAAAGAAGACAAGAGGCGUCCUCGGGAAGAUGUCGACAAAGCUCUCAAAAGGGAACGUCUCAAAGAAGUUGAGAAACCCAUCAAAGAAGCAAACAUGUCUUCAGUGGUCCUUCAAGAAACUAAGAAACCACUUGAAGGUGGUUCCGAAGUCAAAGACAAGAGAACGUCUUUAAAAAGAUUUUUCAAAAUCCAUAAAGAAGUCCCAGAAGCAAAGAAAGUUACCAAAGAUGAGAAAGAAGGCAAAACACCUCCUUAAAAGGUGCUGUUCUUCAGGAGAACUUCCAAAGAAGCUCUCAAAAAGACACACAGAGAACUUAAAAAUGAAACUGAAGUCAAAAAGCCUCCUGAAGAGGAAAAGGAAAUCAAGAAACAUCUUAAAGAGGAUCUUCAGAAACAAGAAACACGAGAUUCCAAGACAACCAUUACAAAGACAGAAGUGGACUGCACACAGAAGGAAUCUGAAGGUAAAUGAUGUAGUGCUUCUAAAAGAGGACAUGGCACCACGUAAUGAAUGGAAGCUAGCCAAAGUCACUGAUGUCUAUCCAGGAACCGACAACAAAGUGAGAAAGGUUCGACUUUUGGUUAGUGAAAGGACACAUGACAAACACAGUAAACUUGUGACUAAAACAGUCUCAUUAGAACGACCUAUUCAUAAAGUUAUUGUUUUGCUAGAAGCUGACUAAGGGCUUGUGUGUAUUUUCAUGUUCAGUUUGUCAGCCUGAAUGUAAUUCAUAGGAAUCCCACAGCAAGAGUUGUGAGAUUGGUGGGAGUGUUACUGCUAUAUUUCGUUUCUUUUCAUUUUCUGUGUAUUUUCAUUAUUAUUACCGUUGAGUGCCACCAGAGGGCGCUAUAGUGUAAGUGAGCUUUGUAAGAAGAAGUAGAGGUUAAUUUCCUCGGAAGAAGCGAUCUCUCGAGAGAUCGAAAGAUGCGUGACUGAAGCGUGGUCACAAAGCUAAGUUGUUAAGAAAGAUAAGAAACAAUAAGAAGAAGAAGACGACUGAAACUAAUUCCUCUCUCGGUACUCAGCCAACGAGGUAUUGUUUGUAUGUUGUAUUUGUCAGAAUCGUUUUAUGUGUUAAAUGUCUUUCUUUUGAGCUAAUUGUUUGUUUUGUGCUUUUAGUUUUCACGGUGUGUUUAUGAGUCUGAACAAGCUGGAUUCAAUAAAUUCAUCAGUUGAGAAAGCCA